UUCCCGGGGCGGUUCCCGGCGCCGUUCCCGCCCCUCGCUUUACGGCAGCGGCCGCGGUUUGCGGCGGGCGGUCGGUGCGGGCCGGGCCGGGUUGCGCUCGGGGCGGACAUGGCCAGCACGAUGGUGGCGGUCGGCCUGGCCAUAGCGGCAGCCGGAUUCGCAGGUCGCUAUGCAGUAAAAGCUUUGAAGCAAAUGGAGCCACAGGUGAAACAAGCCCUUCACAACCUACCAAAACCUGCCUUCAGUGGUGGUUAUUACAGAGGUGGAUUUGAACCCAAAAUGACUAAACGAGAAGCAGCUUUAAUACUAGGAGUGAGCCCUACAGCCAACAGAAAUAAAAUUAGAGAGGCUCAUAGACGGAUCAUGCUUCUGAAUCAUCCAGAUAAAGGUGGAUCUCCAUAUGUAGCAGCCAAAAUCAAUGAAGCUAAGGAUCUACUAGAAGACCAAGCUAAAAAAUGAAUGAGAAAGAAAAUCACUCAUUCAGAGGGUUUGUCCCUGCAAAUUAUUAUUUUUGAUAAAUGACUUAAGAAAAGUUCUAAUGUCAGUUUUUGACUUGAUAUAAAUGAAGCUGGAAAUACAAAUCCAGGGAGGUGCUCCCCACUUGGUCACUUUUUUUUGGAAAUACGUGAGGGAGUGAAGCUUAAAGAUUUUUUUCAUAGCUGUUCUUUAUUAAACAGCAAAAUCUGCCACUCAAAUACUGUCAGUGCUUGAGAGCAGUAACUUGGUAAGGCCAGUGUGUUACCAGGCACAGGUAAACUCAUGUGCUGUCUCCUAAUUUCUGUUGAACUGGCCCUGCUUAAAGUUCACGCUGCUGCUCUUCCAUCUGCUAAAAUUAGCACACUGAACCUGUUUGGGAAGGGGGUGGAAAAACCAAGAGGAUUUAUUGGACAGGAGGAACUGGGAGAGAUGUGUGGUUGUCUCUGCCUGGAGAAAUAAAGUACAGGAAACAAUGUA
Molecule: messenger RNA, 954 nt
Organism: Haemorhous mexicanus (house finch)
Lineage: Eukaryota; Metazoa; Chordata; Aves; Passeriformes; Fringillidae
Gene: DNAJC19
Product: DnaJ heat shock protein family (Hsp40) member C19
Exons: 6
Coding region: 109-459 (116 amino acids)
Biological process (GO): protein import into mitochondrial matrix
Cellular component (GO): PAM complex, Tim23 associated import motor
Molecular function (GO): ATPase activator activity
Source: RefSeq, a predicted model, not a curated record